This is a messenger RNA of Cajanus cajan (pigeon pea), 508 nucleotides long. Its product is annotated as peamaclein. The record is from RefSeq and is a predicted model, not a curated record. NCBI's taxonomy places the organism in Eukaryota, Viridiplantae, Streptophyta, Magnoliopsida, Fabales, Fabaceae.
UAACACCCUUAACUGGCUCACACAGCAGCACAACCUAAGCUAGCUAGUAAGCUUUCAGAACUCCUCUUUCUUGACAAGAUGAAGGUGGUGUUUGCAAGUGUGCUUCUUGUGUGCCUUGUCCUAAGCUCCUCAUUCUUGGAAAUCUCAAUGGCUGGUUCUGAUUUAUGUGACUCAAAGUGUGGACAGAGGUGUGCGAAAGCAGGGGUUAAGGACAGAUGCUUGAAGUUCUGCGGGAUCUGCUGUGAGAAGUGCAAGUGUGUGCCAUCUGGGACUUACGGAAACAAGCACGAGUGUCCUUGCUACAGGGACUUGAAGAACUCAAAGGGCAAGGACAAAUGCCCUUAAUUCUAUUAUUUUAUUAUCCACUUUCUAUGAUCGUCUCUAUCUCCAAACUUAUGCCACCCAUCUAUCACCUUAGUCCUUAAGUAUUUGCUGCAGCUUAUUAUUUAUCAUGUUCCUUUAUCCUCUUCUAUGAAUUAUUAUAUAUAAGAAUAUAAAGAUUUAUGAC